GAAGACAGCUGAAAAAACAAAACACAAAAAAAAGAAAAACAAUUUUUUUUCUUAGAAAUGAAAGGUCUCUCUGCUAGUAGCUUUGCACGUCGAAUCUUCAAAUCCAAUUCACAGAGCCCAAAGGAAAAUAGGGAAAACACCGGCAGCUAUGACGCUAUUAAUGUCAUCCUUAACCAUGACUUCUUGGAGGAGUUGCACUUGUGGCGCACCAAUUGCUGCAAUGCUUUUGUGGUUCCAGCGGGUUCUGGUAACUAUAAAGGAACUGCAGAAGAUGUAGGCUGUUCUUAUGCUGUUGUCACGAAUCGCACGGAAUGUUGGCAAGGCUUGGAGCAAGAUAUUACAAGUAGAAUUUCAGCUGGUUGUGACUACACAGUUUCUGCUUGUGUUGGAGUCUCUGGUACUUUUCAUGGUUCUACUGACGUCCUGGCUACGUUGAGACUUGUUUACCAAAAUGCAGAUAGAGACUAUUUAUUUAUUUCAAAAAAAUCUGUUACGGGGGAGGGUUGGCAUAUGUUGGAAGGUUCAUUUUCACUGUCAACUAAGCCCGAUCAAGUUAUCUUUUAUCUCGAGGGACCUUCACCUGGAUCUGACCUGCUCAUAAAAUCAGUGAUCAUCACUUCCCCCGGUUGCACUGAUUAUGAAAGUUCUAGGCCAACAUCCAGUUGUAUUGAUGAUGAGGAGAUCAUAGUAAAUGCAAAUUUUGAUUACAGCCUGAAUAGUUGGUCUGGAAGAGGCUGCAAGGUUGUUUGCCAUGACUGUAUGGCAGAUGCAAAUAUCAAUCCAACCUCUGGAAAGUACUUCGCAUCUGCAACAGAGCGCACACAGAGCUGGAAUGGGAUUCAACAAGAUAUAACCGGGAGAAUAAAGCGAAAGCUUGCAUAUGAGAUGACUGCUAUUGUUCGUCUAUAUGGUCACAAUGCCAAUAGUGCAGAUGUUCGGGGAACAUUGUGGGUUCAAGCAGCUGAUAACCAUGAACAGUAUAUAGGAAUUGCCAAAGUCCAAGCCACAGACAAAGAUUGGGUGCAGUUGCAAGGAAAGUUUCUUCUAAAUGACUCUCCAUCUAAAGCUGUUAUCUUUUUAGAAGGUCCACCUCCAGGCACGGAUAUCCUCCUCAAUAAUUUAGUUGUAAAUCACGCAGUUAAACUUCCUCCUCCUCCUCCACCAGUUGUUGUGAAUGCAGUUUUUGGUGUUAAUAUAAUCACAAACACCCAUCUGAAUAAUGGCACAAAUGGCUGGUUUCCGCUAGGCAAUUGCAGAAUGAGUGUUCAAACAGGCUCACCACAUAUAAUUCCUCCAAUGGCUAGAGAUUCCCUUGGUUCUCAUGAGAAUUUAAGUGGUCAUUGUAUUGCAGUGACUAAUCGUACCGAGCCAUGGAUGGGUCCUGCUCAGGUGAUCACAGAUAAAGUUAAACUCUAUUUGACAUACCAAGUAUCUGCAUGGGUUAAAGUCAGACAUGCAUCAGGCCCUCAGAAUGUAAGCGUGGCCCUUGGUGUAGACGACCAAUGGGUUAAUGGGGGCCAAGUUGAGGUCAGCGAUGAUCAAUGGCACGAAAUUGGAGGAUCUUUUAGAAUUGAGAAGCAAGCAGCUAAAGUGAUGGUGUAUGUUCAGGGUCCUGGUGCUGGGGUUGACCUAAUGGUAGCUGGACUUCACAUUUUUCCAGUUGACAGACAUGCAAGAUUUAACCACUUGAAGAGACAGACGGAGAAGAUACGCAAGCGAGAUGUCAUCUUGAAGUUCUCUGGAUCAGACUCGGUCAGUUUGCAUGGCAUGUCUGUUAGAGUUAGACAACAGCAAAACAGUUUCCCCUUCGGAUCGUGCAUUUGCAGAACAAACAUGGACAAUGAAGACUUCAAUGAUUUCUUUGUCAAGAACUUCAAUUGGGCCGUCUUUGGAAACGAGCUGAAGUGGUACAGUACCGAGGCACAGCGAGGAAAAUUCAAUUACAGAGAUGCAGACGAGCUCCUAGACUUUUGCUUAAGACACAACAUUCAAGUUCGUGGACACUGUAUAUUUUGGGAGGUGGAGUCCACUGUUCAAGAAUGGAUACGCUCGUUGAACAACAAUGACUUGACAACAGCUCUUCAAAACCGUCUAUCGGGUCUGCUUACACGUUACAAGGGGAAGUUCAAACAUUAUGAUGUGAAUAACGAGAUGAUGCAUGGUUCUUACUACCAAGAACGGUUAGGUAAAGACAUCUGGGCAAAUAUGUUCAAAAAAGCACACCAAUUGGAUCCUUCCGCGAUCUUAUUUGUAAAUGACUACCAUGUUGAGGAUGGCUGUGACACUCGGUCAUCCCCUGAAAAGUACAUCGAGCAUAUUCUUGACCUCCAAGAUCAGGGUGCACCAGUUGGAGGAAUAGGUAUUCAGGGACACAUCGAUUGUCCAGUUGGACCGAUUGUCUGUUCAGCUCUUGAUAAACUGAGCAUUCUUGGACUUCCAAUCUGGUUUACUGAAGUUGAUGUCUCUUCUAAUAACGAACACGUUAGAGCUGAUGAUUUAGAAGUCAUUCUUCGAGAAUCUUUUGCUCACCCUGCUGUGGAAGGUGUAAUACUGUGGGGAUUCUGGGAGCUGUUCAUGAGUCGAGAAAAUGCACAUUUAGUGAAUGCAGAAGGUGAGCUCAACGAAGCUGGAAAACGAUACCUUGCUCUUAAGCAAGAAUGGUUAUCCCAUGCUCAUGGCCAUAUCGAUGACCAAGGUCAAUUCAGCUUUCGAGGAUUCCAUGGCUCGUAUGAGGUAGAUCUCGUUACUGCUUCCAUGAAAAUUACCAAGACGUUCGUCGUUGACAAGGGUGAUGAUGCACUAGUUAUCUCCAUUGAUAUAUAGUACUGAUUUUGAGUUGAGUUUUUGACUCAUAAAUGGCCUUAUAGUAUGAUUGUGUGAAGUUGAAUAAUAG
Messenger RNA from Solanum verrucosum, 2893 nucleotides. RefSeq names its product endo-1,4-beta-xylanase 1-like. The coding region runs from base 58 to 2823 and encodes 921 amino acids. Gene Ontology annotation, molecular function: hydrolase activity, hydrolyzing O-glycosyl compounds. The record is from RefSeq and is a predicted model, not a curated record. Gene Ontology annotation, biological process: carbohydrate metabolic process. The transcript is spliced from 7 exons. Lineage: Eukaryota; Viridiplantae; Streptophyta; Magnoliopsida; Solanales; Solanaceae.